Messenger RNA from Cutaneotrichosporon oleaginosum, 1146 nucleotides. The record is from RefSeq and is a predicted model, not a curated record. Lineage: Eukaryota; Fungi; Basidiomycota; Tremellomycetes; Trichosporonales; Trichosporonaceae.
CGCACUCAUCAUGGGAGAGACAGAAGAGCGCACCGCCAUCCCCGUGACCUGCUUUACCGGCUUCCUGGGCGCGGGCAAGACGACGACGAUCCUCGGGCUGCUGGGCCAGCUGCCGAAGGACUACAAGGUCGUGCUGCUCAAGAACGAGUACGGAGACGUCGAGGUCGACUCGUUGCUCGCGCAGCAGAGCAACAUUACUGGUGUAUCGGAAAUCUUGAACGGGUGUUUAUGCUGCACAAUGGUUGGGCUGGUGGAGAACGCCCUCAUUGAGAUCCGGGACAAGUUCAAACCCGACCGCAUCAUUAUCGAAUCGAGCGGCUCCGCCUUCCCCGCCACCCUCGCACUGCAGAUUCGCUCACUCGAGCCGCAGGGCUUCAAGCUUGACGGCGUAGUGACAGUCAUCGACUGCGUCAACUUUCGAGGGUACGAGGACGACUCGCCGAGCGCCAAACUACAGGCGCAGUACACGGACCUGCACAUUUUGAGCAAGCACGAAGAGGUGUCAGAGCGGGAAUUCGACAUCCUCCUCGAUCGCUUGGGUGAUCUGACGGACUCGACACCACACGUCAAGAUCAGCCGCGAGAAGCCGCUCACGCCGGAACUCGUGUUUGGGCUUGACAGCACGCUGUUCCUCAAGGGCAGCGAGGAAGCCGAUACUUGGGCGGCAAUUGGGGGCGAGGGGGCGCACAUUGACGAAGUUCAGACCAAGUCGGUGUGGCGGGGCGGGCGAAGGCCAGGAAAGCAUGAGCACGCGGAUGGCAAGGAGUGCGGGAGUUGCCAAGAGGAGGGGGAGGUGGGCGAGGUGCAGCCCCUGCCGCGAGAGGAGCUCGCCGCUCAGCUCAAGAAGUUUGAACACAUCCCAGAGAUCUAUCGCAUCAAGGGCAUCGUGCGCUUCCCGUCCGCCGCCGGCGGGUACGAGUCGCACGUGCUCAACUGGGCGUUUGGCAAGUACGAGCUGACGCGCAUGCCGGCGCUGGACGACGUGCCGGACCUGGCUGGUGUGAGCUUGCGCUUGACAGUCAUGGGCGAGCGCGGCGAGGUCGCGCGUCCCGCGCGCAUGCUCGCUGAGGGCCUCGGGGCGCAAGUCGCAUAGCCGCCGGCCAUGUAUGUAUUCCAUAUCGCACCAUGCAUGCAUAUCCAAGCUCG